AUGCUGUCUCUCGUUUCUUUCCUUUUAUUUUCUAAUCUCGCCCUGGGCUCCCCAGUGGCUCAGUCUUUGGAGAACGACCUGUUGAAACGCGGGGGCGAAUCCAACUGCUCGUGCGUUGAGUCGACCGUCGUCGAAUGGGUCAGCAGCGAGCGCUUCUCCGCGGCGGCAACGUCUGCAAAGGCCCCUACCGGCUACACCCAGACUCUCACCAAUGGUACUUCGUGGAAGUCGGGCGACGCCUUCCUCGGAUACACCGAGAUUGAUGAGUACGACAGCAGCAUCUGUGCGUCACUGUGUGACUCUUUGGAGGAGUGCUCGUCUUUCAACGUCUACUUUGAGAAGAAGGCCGGCAGUGCAGACUCGAUCGUCAAGUGCGCCUUCUGGGCUGGAUACAUCGAAGUCGAGGUCACCACCGCGACGACUGCGGUGAUUGCAGGCUGCAACGGCUACACCAAAAACACCGUCACUGUUCCCAAGGGGUUCGAGACUCCUUCGUGGUUGGGCGGAGCUGCUAUUCACCCACCCCAAGGCUCCGGUUACUUCAUCGGCUCCAAGGUCUUCCAGGAAUCCUUCGACACCUCGCGUUGUGCUGCCGAGUGCCAGUCUCACGGCUGUGCGUUCUUCAACACCUACAUAGUCUCCAAGAACGGUGUCGUCGAGGGUCAAUACUGUGACCUGUACACUGUGGUCAUCGGAAAGGAGUGGGCCACUGAGACUGGAAGCUCCAACGGCAACACCAACUACACCAUCUCCAAGAGUUUCACUUGCGGUUGGGCUGGUGCUAACCACGGUGCCGGCGAGAGCCACAAGUCAUCCCUCCCACAAACCACCAAGCCUGCCGGCUCUAACAAGGGCGGCUCAUGGGAGCAUGACCACCCAUGGCAUGGAAGCAAACCCGGACCAAAGACCACCACUACCACCACCACCACUGUUGCGAAGACCACCUCCACUGGCGCUUCUCAGUGGGCUGACUGGGGCUUUGAUCACAAGAAGUCUAGCACUACUACCGGUACCACCAGCAACGGUGCAGUGACCUCAUCGACCACGAGCGCAGGUCACCCAUCUUCGUCCACCACCACCAGUGCCGGCAGCCCAUCUUCGUCUACCACCACCAGCGCUGGAAGCCCGUCUUCGUCUACUACUACCAGCGCUGGAAGCCCGUCCUCGUCUACAACUACCAGCGCUGGAAGCCCGUCGUCGACUACCACCACCGAAGGAGGUCACCCAUCCUCGUCCACCACUACCAGCGCCGGAAGCCCGUCUCCAUCUACCACUACCAGCGCAGCAAGUCCAUCCUCGUCUACCACCGCGUCUUCAACUGUGCCUGUUGGACCGACCUCCUCGCAAUCGACCAGCACCUCGGGACUCAGCUUCCACCGAGACCACAGCUACCACACAGGGCAGCUCAACCACCAGUGGUCACCCGCACCACACCCACACCACUCACACCCGGCCGCACCAUUCGUCCAAGACCAGCUCGACCAGCACUACUAG
Molecule: messenger RNA, 1494 nt
Organism: Exophiala dermatitidis NIH/UT8656
Lineage: Eukaryota; Fungi; Ascomycota; Eurotiomycetes; Chaetothyriales; Herpotrichiellaceae
Exons: 2
Coding region: 1-1494 (497 amino acids)
Source: RefSeq, a predicted model, not a curated record